Messenger RNA from Trypanosoma grayi, 582 nucleotides. RefSeq names its product secreted protein. The record is from RefSeq and is a predicted model, not a curated record. Gene Ontology annotation, cellular component: nucleolus. Lineage: Eukaryota; Euglenozoa; Kinetoplastea; Trypanosomatida; Trypanosomatidae. Gene Ontology annotation, biological process: ribosomal small subunit biogenesis; ribosomal large subunit biogenesis. Bases 1 to 582 code for a protein of 193 amino acids. Gene Ontology annotation, molecular function: RNA binding; DNA binding. The transcript has a single exon.
AUGGGCUUCCGCACACGCAGGACUGGUGCUGCCGCCGGCUCGAGCGGCGAGGCGAUUCCACUCAACCUGUCCUUCGGCAACUUCGAGUUCGAGGACAUGAAGCGACUUGGCAAACGCGGCGGUGGUGUGCGGGAGUUGGCGUCGCUGCUGCGCCACGCCCAGCGCCAGCGGACGGCGCACUCCGCCCUGCUGAGCACCGAGGAGGGCAUCGAGCAGCGCAACGCGGAGCUGCUUGGCACCGCCAUGCAGCGCGCGGCCGGCAUGAAGGUGAAGGAUGACCCGAAGCGCCUCGCCAAGGCGCUGGCGAAGCGGCGCAACAAGAAGCGCAGCUCUGCGAAGAAGUGGGCCGGGCGGCUGCAGAAGCUGCAGCAGUCGGUGGACAGCGUGGUGGAGGACCGCACACUCGCUCGGCAGACCGCACGGGCGCAGCGGGAGAAAAAGACGAAGGAUCGGCAGCGGAAGCGCGAGUCGAAGGGUGGUGCUAGUGGCGGNGCUGGCGCCAAGCGGGGGAAGAAGGGCGGCGAUAGGAAAGGCCCCGCUGCGAAGAAUAAGAACAAUAAGGGUGCCAAGAAGUCAAGAUAA